This is a messenger RNA of Lagopus leucura (white-tailed ptarmigan), 756 nucleotides long. It is a transcript of the gene IMMP2L, whose product is annotated as inner mitochondrial membrane peptidase subunit 2. The transcript has 6 exons. Gene Ontology annotation, cellular component: mitochondrial inner membrane peptidase complex; membrane. Bases 93 to 617 code for a protein of 174 amino acids. The record is from RefSeq and is a predicted model, not a curated record. NCBI's taxonomy places the organism in Eukaryota, Metazoa, Chordata, Aves, Galliformes, Phasianidae. Gene Ontology annotation, biological process: mitochondrial respiratory chain complex assembly. Gene Ontology annotation, molecular function: serine-type endopeptidase activity.
GCCCGGCCGAGCAAGCGCGGCGAGGAGCCCCCAGCGGCUUGGCGGAGGCGCUCCGUUUCCCCCGCCGAGUGGAGCAGCGCCGCUAGAAGAUUAUGGCACAGGCUCAAGGUUUUGGGAGAAGAUACCUUAAAGCCUUCUUUAAAGGUUUCUUUGUUGCUGUUCCUGUAACUGUGACCUUCCUAGAUAGAGUUGCCUGUGUAGCCAGAGUGGAAGGAGCAUCAAUGCAGCCUUCCUUGAAUCCUGGGGGAAGACAAGCAUCUGAUGUAGUGCUCUUGAACCAUUGGAGCAUUCGAAAUUAUGAUGUGCAACGUGGGGACAUUGUGUCAUUGGUGUCUCCUAGAAACCCUGAACAGAAGAUCAUUAAACGAGUGAUUGCUCUUGAAGGAGACAUUAUCAAAACUAUUGGAUACAAAAAGAAGUACGUGAAAGUUCCACAUGGGCAUAUUUGGGUGGAAGGUGAUCACCAUGGACACAGCUUUGAUAGCAAUGCGUUUGGCCCGGUUUCUCUUGGACUUCUACAUGCUCGUGCUACUCAUAUCCUCUGGCCUCCAAAACGCUGGCAGAAGUUACAACCAAUGCUACCUCCAGAACGCAAACCUCUCCAGAGAGAGCAAUAAUGAGCUAAACAUUUAGAUGAAAAAACAAGGGGUGAAGCAAGAAAUGCCAUGGUUUUAUCAUCAUCUGUAAAAGCUUUGCCAAGUGUGCUUUGAUACCCAAUACCAUAUCAGCAAAUAAAUGCAAUAUCUUCAUGUUAAA